Messenger RNA from Saccharomyces eubayanus, 1554 nucleotides. Its product is annotated as YAP7-like protein. Lineage: Eukaryota; Fungi; Ascomycota; Saccharomycetes; Saccharomycetales; Saccharomycetaceae. The transcript has a single exon. The record is from RefSeq and is a predicted model, not a curated record. Bases 1 to 1554 code for a protein of 517 amino acids. Gene Ontology annotation, cellular component: RNA polymerase II transcription regulator complex; nucleus. Gene Ontology annotation, molecular function: DNA-binding transcription activator activity, RNA polymerase II-specific; transcription cis-regulatory region binding.
AUGAGUCAAAGAAGAACUGUUGUAGCGGUUAGCGUAAAGCCCAAGUGCUUUAAAUUAGAGCCUAGACACGGAUCUUCAUCCUCUUCGUCUCCACCCCCAUCAUCUCCGGAUGAAAAUACAUCAGAAAUGCCAUCUAUUAAGCUAUCCAAGAACUGGGAGUUGCCUCAGCGGCUGAAACCCGGACGUAAGCCGAAGUACAAACGUGCUGAAGCGUUGGCUAACAAGAAGCCGUCAUUCAAGUUAAAAAAGGCCCCAACCUGUAAUCAGAAAGGGCAGAUGAUUACAGCUGACUGUGAGCACGAACUGACGAAAGAUGAUGGAGAUAAAGAGGUAAACACGAUUGCAAGUGGCGAUGAAAACGGUGUUGAUAACGUAGAAAAACGAAGGAAGCAAAAUAGAGACGCUCAAAGAGCAUAUAGGGAACGUAGGACAACCAGGAUUCAAGUUCUAGAGGACAAAGUGGAGAAGUUACAAAAUUUGGUUGACACUUGGCAUAAGAAAUACAAACUGUUGGAAUUCGAGCUACGUGAUACGAAGAAAAAGCUGCAUUCAUCGCUAGCACUAAAUAGCGAAUUACAAAGAACGUCGCCUUGGUUUACGAAUACUCAAUUUCAGCAACCACAAUCAAAUGCCCAAAAUUUGGCAGAAAACCCCGUUUCGAUAACAGAAAUGAUAGAGAAUUUCAAGCCAAUGGGUGCUGUAAAUCUGAAGAAAAGGAAAGCCGAUGAAGCUCCUUUAACAUCACAAAUUUCCACAAUAUCAACGGAUCAGUCUUUAUCAGAGAUUGAAACAGUUAAUGAAUACCAAUAUCCUAGCAGUAAACAGUUUAGUUCAAGGAACUCAUCUCUCGACGGCCAUACGAGUCCACCGUCGUCUUUAUGUAGUAGCAGCACCAACGCAAACAAGAAGACAAAAUUCUGUGAGAAGAAACAAAUGGUAGAACCAACUGAGUGUUGUGGGCAGGACAAUACCAUUGCACCCACUUUGGCUCCGGGAUGUUUUGCAAGUAAGAAAAUAAAAUUGGAUGGUAAGAGACCGGUACCAACCUGCUGUAAAGACAAAGAAAGAGACAAGGAAAUCGAUGAUAGUGAGAACAAACCCAUCACCAUAGAGGAUGGAUCAUGGAUACCUGGGAGCUGUAAACAAUGUAGAUCAGACCCUAACAGUAUGAAUUUCUGCCAAUCGCUUUCUAACAGACGUAGUUCAAGUUGCUGUUCUGCCAGUAGUUCAGUGCCAGCGAAUGCCAAUAAACAACAAACUGAUAUGAAUUAUAGUCUGAUUAAGUUGCCUGAAAUAGGCAACGCCAAGAAUACCCCAUCGGAUGUGGCUUCCAAUGCAAAUGACUAUAUACCAAUCAGUUGCACAUAUCAAAAAAUUCGUCAACAUAUGCAGAAGAAUAAAAGUCUCCAAGAACCGAUCAAUACAGAUGAUCCGGCCUCCGUCUCGUUAAUCCUGGAGAACGUUGCUUCUGGAUUGCGCGUUAGUGGACAGAAAGUGGAGUUACAAAGCGUAAAGGAUGCGUUACACAAGAUGGAUAAACACGUUUUAGAAUAG